AUGGCUCUUCUAUUCAUAGCACAGGUUGCAUUAUCAAUUCAAUAUCAUACUCUAUUAUGUAAUAUGUUAACUGCUAAUACAUUAUUGUUAUUAAUAAUAACAGUUCAUCAUGGUUAUAACAUCAGUGAAGAUGCUAAAAAGCUAUUCUGCAGAAUAUGUGGUUGUGUUGCAUUCAUAGCAGUCCUGUUUGUUAAUUGUACGCAUGCUUUGGAAGUUAUAAGUGAUAUUGGACCUGCUGCUGGUAAUCAUUCACAUUCUCAUUCACAUGGACCUGAUGAGGACGAGGAAGUUGAAAACUAUUCAUUUGUCUCAGAUUACUAUGCUAUCAUUGCUGUAUGUGAUAUUCUCAUCAAGUGUAUGGUUCUUGUACUUGAAUUUGUACCAGAUAUGGGUUUAAACAUAGGAGUUCGAUUCUUGUUCCAUACUAUCACUCCGGUAGUAGUUUUAACAUUCUAUGUAAUGGGUAUGACUAUCUCUGAAGAUAUGGCUUCUUCUUUCUUAUGGAAAUUUGCUGAUCCAGCAGCAACACUUAUCUUAACUGCUUGUUUAAUAAUAUUGAUUUUACCAAGUUUCAAAGAGAUGAUGCCAUACAUUUUUGUGGGCGCACCUAGUGGUUUUGAUGAGGAUAAGUUUAAAGUCUCCAUUAUGAAUGAGUUCCCUCAUAUCGCUUUCACUCAUAUCCACGUAUAUCGUUUGUGGCCAGGAACACAGUUCAAAGCUCAACUUCACUUGAACAUUAAAGUUGAAAAAAGCACUCAAGAUUGGCCCUUAAAAGCUGAAAAGGAAUUCAAUAAAAUUCGCGAGCGAAUUCAAAAAAAACUCGAAGAGAAAGGAGCUAAGAAAGUUUUCAUUGAGCCACGCUUUGUGGAAGAGCAUGAUGAGAACAAAUGGGUUGGUUGUGUAGCAGAAAAUUGUCAUAAAACGGAAAAAGGCUGCUGUGAUAGAGAAGAAGCUACAGUAUGA
Messenger RNA from Auanema sp. JU1783, 963 nucleotides. Lineage: Eukaryota; Metazoa; Nematoda; Chromadorea; Rhabditida; Rhabditidae. The record is from the annotation of a GenBank genome assembly.